This is a messenger RNA of Carassius auratus (goldfish), 1698 nucleotides long. RefSeq names its product peptidase M20 domain containing 1, tandem duplicate 1 (gene pm20d1.1). Lineage: Eukaryota; Metazoa; Chordata; Actinopteri; Cypriniformes; Cyprinidae. The record is from RefSeq and is a predicted model, not a curated record. Gene Ontology annotation, biological process: amino acid metabolic process; lipid metabolic process. Gene Ontology annotation, molecular function: hydrolase activity, acting on carbon-nitrogen (but not peptide) bonds, in linear amides. Bases 50 to 1597 code for a protein of 515 amino acids. The transcript has 13 exons.
AAUGUGAACCCUGAUCAUGCAGAUGUAAUUCCUCCUGAACUUCUGAAAGAUGAAGACCAAAAUCACUAAGAAGACAAUUUUGAAGUUUUCUGGAAUACUGCUGUUAAUCCUUGUGCUUCCAGUUUUAAUUUUAUUUGCUGUUGUGAUCGGUAGGGCGUUUACAUUUAAAGUGAACACCGAACUUGGACAAUGGGAAAAUGCAACAACAAUUUAUCCCAGUUUAAAUCCAGAACAGAAAAAGCAGCUGCUGGAAAAUUUCAAGGUGGCAGUUCAGAUUCCCACAGUGUCAUUUUCAGAGUCAGACCAGAACACAACUGCCCUGCAAGAGUUUGACCUACUACUGAGGAGAGUCUUCCCAAAGGUCUUCUCAUCCAGUGUGGUCCAGCAUGAGAUGGUGGGAAGCUACAGCCACCUGUUGACUGUAUCGGGAAGCGAGACUGAUCUGAAGCCCUACAUGCUGCUGGCACACAUUGAUGUAGUGCCGGCCGAUGAGGCAGAUGGGUGGGAUGCUCCUCCUUUCUCUGCUCAAGAGAUCAAUGGCUUCAUUUAUGGACGAGGAACCAUCGACAAUAAACAGUCUGUGAUGGGGAUCCUUCAGGCGUUGGAAUACCUGCUGGAACGAGGUUACACUCCUCGGAGAAGCUUCUACAUUGGCUUGGGUCACGAUGAGGAGAUCAGUGGCCCACAAGGUGCUGUGAAUAUCGUGAAGCUCCUGAAGAGUCGUGGGGUGAAGCUUCUGUAUGUUUUAGAUGAAGGUCUCACGAUCAUGGAUGGUGUGGUAGAUGGCCUGAUCGGACCUGGCGCACUAAUUGGUGUGAGUGAGAAAGGUCAGGCCACAGUGAAGCUGAGUGUCAGCAGCGCUCCAGGACAUUCAUCCAUGCCUCCCAGAGAAAGCAGCAUCGGCAUCUUGGCUUCAGCAGUUGCAAGGUUGGAGAAGAACCGGAUGCCCAAUCUUUUUGGUCAUGGUCCAGAGCGUGCCACAUUUGAGCAUCUGGCACAUAAGUUUGGCUGGCCAUACAGAAUGGUCAUGUCUAAUCUGUGGCUCUUCUCUUCACUGCUCAGCAGUGUUUUGGAAGAACAGCCAGACACAAAUGCAUUUGUGAGGACAACAACUGCUGUCACAAUGUUUAACUCUGGUGUUAAGAUCAAUGUAAUGCCAGCAUAUGCAGAGGCCUUUGUCAAUUUCCGCAUUCACUCUUCCCAGACACUACAAGAGGUUCUAAAGCUGAUUGAAUCCACUAUAUCAGAUGAGCGAGUGAAGGUAGAGUUUGUCAGUGGAUUCGACCCGCUGCCCAUUAGCUCCUAUGAUGAGGAUACAUUCGGCUACCAGAUCAUAAAGAAAACAGUGCAUGACAUUUUUCCUGAAGUCACUGUAUCUCCUGGUGUCUGCGUGGGGAACACUGACAGCCGUCACUACACAGAACUGUCUCCGGACAUUUAUCGUUUUGCCCCAUCAUGGUACAAACCUGGAGAUUCUGCAAGAUUUCAUGGUGUGAAUGAGAGAAUCUCCAUCCAGAACUAUGAAGAGAUUGUGCAGUUCUACUUUCAGCUCAUGCAGAACAGUGACAUCAGGAACUUGCCAGGACCUCGCACCUAAACCUAAAUGUUUCCUAAACAGCAAAUAAGCAUAUACGAAUGAUUUCUGAAGGAUCAUGUGACACUGAAGGCUGUAAAUUAAUUACUAAUAUUUUACUAUAU